Penicillium diatomitis is the source of this 903-nucleotide messenger RNA. RefSeq names its product PP1-complex regulatory subunit GLC8. The transcript has 3 exons. NCBI's taxonomy places the organism in Eukaryota, Fungi, Ascomycota, Eurotiomycetes, Eurotiales, Aspergillaceae. The record is from RefSeq and is a predicted model, not a curated record. Bases 1 to 903 code for a protein of 300 amino acids. Gene Ontology annotation, biological process: regulation of signal transduction. Gene Ontology annotation, molecular function: protein phosphatase inhibitor activity.
AUGACGACCGCGCCAAGUAUGCCUGCAAAGGCUCGAAGCACCGACGAUGUGCAUAUUAGACCUAAAGGUAUUCUCAAGAAUCACAACUCUUUCCAAAUUGCCCCGGUGUCUGCGCCCGCUCCAGCGGCGCGGCCGAGCAUUUCCCCUCUGGCUGAGACCGGCGACACCAAGGAGUUGACACUCCAGAACACUUUGGUGAAUGCGGGCCGUCGACGGUCCUCGACCGCGCGGUCGGGCUCAGAUCUACGUCGGCAAUCGCAAGUCAUUCAGCAUGACGAAAACGAGCCUCGUCUGAAAUGGGACGAGGCGAAUCUCUAUCUCACGGAGCAGGAGCGCACUGCGAAGAUGAAGAUCGAUGAGCCCAAGACGCCCUACGCUCCGCACUAUGACCCAGCUGAGGAUGAGGAGGAAAUUGAGAUGGAAGAGGCUCAAGAAAGAUUGAUCGACGCGCAAGAUUUAGUGGUUGAUGAACUCGACAAGACCACUCGUGGAGGUCACCACAAGAAGGGCGUUUCGGAGGACGACAUUCCAGACCUCGAGCUGGGUGAGGCGGAAGAGAACCCCGGUGCCCAGGAAGGCGCGGCCCCUCGGAUCUACCGCGAGCGGAGUAUGAGUACGGAGUCACACAAGAGUGACAAGCAUGUUGUGGUUGAGCCUGACAACAAUGGGGAUGAGACUGCGGCAGAGGGCGAUCUCAUUUCUACCGAAGAGGCAAAGGAGAAACACCGCCAAUUUGAGGAGCAUCGGAAGAAACACUAUGAGAUGCGCAAUAUCAAGGAGUUACUCGCGCAUCCCGAGGAACUUGAUGAAGAUGAGAUGGAUGAGGAGGAAGAUGCGACUGUGCCCGGUGCCGCGCCUGCUGUUCCUAGCAUCCCUGGAAAAUUCCAAAACGGCGGACAAUAA